GCGCUCUUCCCGCUGCCGAACUCGAAACCCACCGAAACGAAAGUGACGUUCAUUGGGGUUGGAGUGUUAACGGCGGAGGGGUUGAAUGAUGGUGGUAGCACUGAAGAGGGGUGGCGAGAGAAAGUCGGGGACGUCAGCUCAGGAUCUGUGGCACUCGUCCGAGUCCAUUCAAUAGGGACAUUCGUCGGACGCAGCCGGUAUAGUACCGGGAUUUUCGAUCGUCGUUUUUCCCGUCGUCUUACGAUAUAAUACUAAUAUCAACAUUAAUAUUGUAAAAUAUUCGGAUAGCCGACCGACGAUUGACUUCCAUAGUUCGACUCCGGACUAUAUAUAAUAUAUAUUAUUAGGUAUCAAUUAGAAUUUAGAUUCUAGUAAGUAGUAUCACGAUCAUGCAGUCUUCGGAUAUCUGCAUGUUUUACUUGCGAGGCGCUUGCCGGUUUGGCAGCAAGUGUUGGAACUCCCACGACUUGACACGCCGAUCGCCGAUGGCUCUAUCACUUGCAGCAGUUGCAACGGCAGCUUAUUACGAACAAGAACAUUCAAUAAUGUCUCCAAGUACUAAUACUAGUACAACUAGUACAAGUGCCAGUGCCAGUUCCAGUACCAGUGCCAGUUCCAGUGCCAGUUCCAGUGCCAGUUCCAGUACUAGUGCCAGUUCCAGUACCAGUACCAAUGCCAGUGCCAGUGCCAGUACUAGUACUAGCGGCAAAUCUACGCAAGCGCAACCAAAAGGACUUCAACUUCUACUUGAAGCCUCUAUGCAACCAAUAUUAAAACAGUCUGACGAGUCUGGAAUAGAAAUAGAAAAAGUGGCGACCGAACUUUCUGUGGCAAUGAAAUCAGGAAAUGGUAAAAGCGUAAAAGAGACUGCAAGUAAAUUACAUGCACUUCAUCAAAAAAAGAAAAAAGAAAGUACUGAAAAUGAUAAUUCUGCGUGGAAUGAUAUUAUACGGUGUGCUAUUGACAAUGAUUUACAGUGCAAUAUCUGUUUUGAAAUAUUUAUUAAGCCAACUGUGCUUAAUUGUUCACACACUUUUUGCGAAUCGUGCAUUCAUGUGUGGACAAAGCGUGUCAAAAAAUGUCCAAUAUGUCGUGUGCAUAUUAAAUCAAAAUCAUAUUGUUUGACUUUGGAUAGCUUCAUAGAGAAGAUCGUUGAACAAUUGCCAAAGGAAGUUAAACAUAAGCGUGGAGUAGCUAUAAAAGACCGCAAUAAUAAGAUGAAACUUGAAAAACCACGAUCGAGUAGAGCAUCGAGUGGUAUAGAUCUUGAAUCGAGCGGUAUAGAUCUUGCCGCAUUAUUGGGUUUGGAUGAUCUGAUGGAGGAUGACACGCCACUACAAUUCCUCACCAUGGACGACGACGACGAUGAUAUUGAUGAAGACGUUAUUAUCGAGGAAUCGGAAAUGUUCAGAAUGAAUUUACAUGAUACAGUUGUAAACACUAGAGGUGUAAACCCUCUAAUGAGUUAUCUUGUUGGUUCCGAAGAACAAACGUCGAGUAGAUCCAGAACUCGACCACAUAACUCUUCCGCUCGGCACUAAAUUGAGCCAUUUAUUAUUUUCAUAAUUGUUUUAUUUUAUUAUUAAGAAUUAUUUAUAGGUACCUGCACAUUAAAAGAAUAAAUAACAAAAUAUAGGUAGUAUAUAAUUAUAUACAAUAGCGUGUCCAUAAAUAUUUAAAUAAUAUUAUAUAAUAAAUAUUUGAGUGUAAAUAAUUUAAGAACCUACAAACUUAGUAUUAUAACUAUAUGUCUAUACACUAUAUAUUCAUAAAUCAUAAUAUAUUAGAAUAUUACAUUAUUAUAUGGAAAAUAAAUAGAUUCUAAUUUUAAGGGGGGGUACAAACAUAAAAAACCUAUGUUUAUAAGCAGUUCUAAUAUUAUGAAAUAUAAUAUAUAUAUAUAAUAUAUAUAUAUAUAUAUAUAUAUAUAUAUGCAUUGAAAUUUGAAAUAGAUAUCUACAUUGUUAAUUUAUGUUACCUAUAUGGUAUUUGAUGUUUUUUUAUAAUAAUAAGGCAUAUUCUAUUUAUUACCUAUUUAUGAUGUAUGCAUUAGCUAGUAGGUACCUACCUAUAUUAUUAUAUUAUGUAUUGUUAAGAGAUAUGUUAGCCAAUUUUUCUUUACUAUACCAUAAGUUUUAACUACCUAUUUAAUUAAUUGUAUUUAAUUAUUGAAAGCGGAACCUUAAUAAAUUAAAAUAUAGGAGACAUUUGUUAAAGCAAAUAGUGACAUUCAAAAAACUAACAAACUUAGCCAUUGUAGCAAGUAUUAUUUUAGUCUUAAAUAUCUAUAAAAAAUAAUGUUGUACUUACCUAUUAGAUCUGCCAGGAUAAGCUUUAUGCGUGACCAAAAGGGAGUAGCUUACUGAAAACAAUGUCAUCUAUGUGAUAAUUGUUUUAGCUUGUUAAAAAUGUGUUGUUUGUUUUGUUUAACUAAAUAAAUUAUAAUAUUUAUGUAUAGAGCAACAUCAGUAGGUAAUAUAAUAUUUUAAUCAAAUCAACCGGCUAUAUGGACUACCUAUAAAAGCUUUGUAUCCUUCUUUUUAUUAUAUUACUUUUAACUCUUACAUAAAAAUAUAUUAGUAAACCUAUAACUAUAUUCUUAUAUACGUGUAUUUACUUAAAUAAAAAUGUGUGUCUUAUUAUA
This is a messenger RNA of Metopolophium dirhodum (rose-grain aphid), 2644 nucleotides long. Its product is annotated as E3 ubiquitin-protein ligase RNF8-like. Gene Ontology annotation, molecular function: metal ion binding. The record is from RefSeq and is a predicted model, not a curated record. The transcript has 5 exons. The coding region runs from base 390 to 1541 and encodes 383 amino acids. Lineage: Eukaryota; Metazoa; Arthropoda; Insecta; Hemiptera; Aphididae.